AUGCCGUCCGGGCUACGUGACUGCACCCGCGACCUUCCAAUCGCACAUAGACAGGUCUCUGGGAGAGAUGGCAGACAUGUUCUCACCCCUCCUGCUGCUCCCGGGGGUCUGGGUUCUGAUCAGGUAAAGCAGCAUGAACAUCCCGCGAGAAGCGGAACGGGGGAAGCGAGUUCUCCUGUUUCGACGACGGCAGGAAUCCACAUGCCAGCUCACGGGAGCGGGGAGGAAGAGGUGGAAUGGGAGCAGGAGCUGGCGGUGGAUCACGAUGGGACCUGGGAGGUUCUCGAUGCUCACGUCGGACCUGGUUUCUGA
Molecule: messenger RNA, 312 nt
Organism: Drepanopeziza brunnea f. sp. 'multigermtubi' MB_m1
Lineage: Eukaryota; Fungi; Ascomycota; Leotiomycetes; Helotiales; Drepanopezizaceae
Source: RefSeq, a predicted model, not a curated record